UGUGUGGGUGCGAAGCGGGGAGAUAGGUAGACGAAGGAGAGCGAGAACGGGUCGCGCGAGGAGGCUCCGAGGGAGUGUCAUGCGUCGCGAAUCCCGUCCGCUCGGCAUCGCCGCGCUCUGAGGCUCGACGGUUAUCUCGUAUUCGCGUCGUUCGUGCUAGUCUACGUCCACGUCGUCCCCGUCCGCCUCGUUCGGUCGUCGCGAAGCUCGGCGAUUCGCACGACGGAUCUCUUGGAAUGCUCUCGGGCUCUACCUGACACUACGUGGCCGUUUAGUUCAAGACGCUGAAAGAAAGACUAAAAACAUGGGAUGCAAUGCGGGCCGAUGCCUCGGUCCAGACGAUACGGGGUACCCUGGAUCAGGAUUCAUGGCAGCCAUCAGGAAGAAGUUGGUUAUCGUGGGUGACGGCGCUUGCGGAAAAACAUGUCUUCUCAUAGUAUUCAGCAAAGACCAAUUCCCUGAAGUAUAUGUACCUACGGUAUUCGAGAAUUAUGUUGCCGACAUCGAAGUGGAUGGUAAACAGGUAGAACUGGCUCUUUGGGACACAGCUGGACAAGAAGACUAUGAUAGGUUGCGUCCGUUGUCGUACCCAGAUACGGACGUCAUUCUAAUGUGCUUCUCCAUCGACAGUCCCGAUUCCCUGGAGAACAUUCCCGAGAAGUGGACACCAGAAGUGAAGCACUUCUGCCCGAACGUUCCCAUUAUUCUUGUGGGCAAUAAAAAAGACUUGCGUAAUGAUCCUAAUACUAUCAAGGAGUUGAGCAAGAUGAAACAGGAGCCCGUUAAGCCCGAGGAGGGUAGAGCCAUGGCGGAAAAAAUCAACGCUUUCGCCUACCUUGAAUGUUCUGCUAAGAGUAAGGAAGGUGUAAGAGAAGUCUUUGAAACGGCAACCCGAGCUGCGUUACAAGUAAAGAAGAAGAAGAAGGGCAGAUGUAGGCUCCUUUAAGAUGUUUAUCCCAAGUAAACCCGACGUAAUACGGGCGAAAUAAUGGAAUUGCGGAACUAGCUGCAACAAAGCUAGUCGUAAUGCCGCAGAUCCCGCGGAAACUAUCUUUAAUUAUUUUACAUAAUAAAAUAUACAACAAAAAAAAAUGAAAAAAGAUAUGGUGCAACCGCGUCAAACCAGAACAUUAUUAUUAUUAAUAUUAAUAUUAUUAAUAUUAUUAUAUAAUUAUAAUUAUUAUUAUAUGCAUUCUAUAUACAUUUUUGUUUUUUUUAAUCGUAGUGGCUCUUUAUUUUGGUAAUAAACAAAAUGAAGGAAAAAUUGAUCGAGUUAAGAAAGAAUAUAAAUAAGAAACAGAGAAUAUACAAAAUAGUGUAACACGGCAGUCAAAGAACAAUGUAGAAAGCUAAAAAAGCGAUUCGGAAGGAUUCCGAAUUUUUUGCAUCGCCAUUUUAUUAAAAUCGUUCCGUUAUGGAUUUGUGAAUGAAAAAAAAAAGAAAAGUAAUGGACAUUACAUUAUAAACGCGUAUAGGUAGAACAGAGAACAGAUCACUUUAGUCUUUAAGAUACCAAUUAGAUUAAAUGUGUGUAUUAUUAUAUAUUUUAUUAUUAUUACCUUUCAGUUAUAUUGUAUCACGGUGACACACUAACACACGGAUUAUAACUGCGGCUAUAUAUUUAUAUACUUCGGGGAACGCGUUUUCUUUUUGUGUCUGAACGAGUCUUUUUUUUUUUUAUUUUUAUUAAACACAAGAAUCAUGGACAUUCGAACAGAAGUGCUUCACUUCCGGUGUCCACUUCUCGUAACUGAAUUUGCGAUUUGCAUUUUUUUAUACAUGUACAUACGCCAUCAAUAUUUUUAGCGUAUAAUUAUUACCAGAUAAUCAGAGAUUAUCAGUCGUACAUAAUUAUUUCGCAACGAUAUAUCCCGAAUUGAUUUUACCGUGUGUGCCACGAUUAUAUUGAGUAUCGAGCUUCGCGAAAUUCACAUUAAUUUCCGAUCUUGUUGUUUUCGUCACAAGUUCUUCCUGUUUCGCUUGUACUACUCUUUACGCCGAAGUAAAGAAAAAAAAUGUUGAUGUGUUAUUCGUCUUCUUGUGUAGAGAUCCGUCUAAUCUGUGUAAGAUUCAUAAUAAAAUUUGUGUUAUAAA
Molecule: messenger RNA, 2094 nt
Organism: Camponotus floridanus (Florida carpenter ant)
Lineage: Eukaryota; Metazoa; Arthropoda; Insecta; Hymenoptera; Formicidae
Gene: Rho1
Product: ras-like GTP-binding protein Rho1
Exons: 5
Coding region: 305-946 (213 amino acids)
Biological process (GO): cell migration; small GTPase-mediated signal transduction
Molecular function (GO): GTPase activity; GTP binding
Source: RefSeq, a predicted model, not a curated record